This is a messenger RNA of Hypoxylon fragiforme, 5252 nucleotides long. RefSeq lists its product as uncharacterized. Gene Ontology annotation, biological process: regulation of ARF protein signal transduction. The transcript has 2 exons. The record is from RefSeq and is a predicted model, not a curated record. Bases 235 to 4776 code for a protein of 1513 amino acids. Lineage: Eukaryota; Fungi; Ascomycota; Sordariomycetes; Xylariales; Hypoxylaceae. Gene Ontology annotation, molecular function: guanyl-nucleotide exchange factor activity.
UCGACGAGUGCAGAGACAGGUGCAGCCAAGGGCUGCGUGGUGUGGGAAUUGGGUGAGCCUAGGUGCUAAACGAGGUUAGGCGGACAGAUCCAGCACGGAUUUAGGAGGGAUCCUCCAUACUAUCGAGUGCCUCUAUUCGUCCCUCCUUUGUGCUGCGUAUGGCAACCCCGUUUCAUUUCUGCCGUCGUCUAACGUCCCCUGUUCAACCCAAAUCCACCAAUCGAUGUCCCCGUGAUGCAUUCCUCCGAGAAUAAUCGACGGGGCCAGCGUCGCCGCCCAGAUCUAAAUAUCAAUCCCGUGAACUCUCCUAACAGAGGCCGCGACUCUGUCCCUUCUACGCCUCCGGCGAGGUCUAAGACGAAGCCCCCCGUAUCUAGUCGAGCGUAUCGAGUACAUGCUUCGACCGCCUCGCGUGACUCUGACGAGUCUUUCUUAGAUAAUGGUUCUGACGAUUACAAGGGGAAUGAAUCUGAUUUACCUGAACUACCUCGAGGUAGGACCGUCAGAGAUUCUCACGACCUGUCCCUACCCUCCCGACAAUUUACGCGAGACUCCCUUGUUACCAACAUGUUAAGCUCUCUCGACCAAUUCUCGCUCGGUCAAAUCCAUACCCCCACAACGAACAUGUUCGAUGAUGACGAUGCUCUGAGUCCACCUCACAAUAUCGAGUAUACAAGAUCCAUGACGAAUAGCUCGAGGCCAGGGCGCAAGUGGAGUUCCGGACCUGGUCCCGGCCCCAGUCCCGGCCAUGGCCAUGGAUACUCGUACAGUUCUGAUUAUGAAGGCACCGAUGAUGGAGCAAGCAGGAUAUCGGGCCAGUAUUCGAGAGGAAGACGUAGCAAUAGUAGCUCUGGCUUUCAGUCAAGCCUGGGUCGCCUCAAUAGCUUGCAAGAACACAGCCGUACAGAUGCGCCAGGCACACAUGCUCUAAAUUCAAAAGGAGGUAAGACUAGCCAGAGCAGCAGCACUAACAGCGUUGAUGUCGGUGGUUACGCCCAAGUCCUGACCACUGAACGAUGGGCUCAUGGCAUCGGAACUAGUGGUGGAAGAUCCUCAAGUCUUGAUGGACAAACACCCUCUCUAAGUUCUCUCAAUGCCUGGAAGUCUGAAUUAUCUAACACCUUUCUUGUGGAUGACUACGAAGCAGCACCGACACCAACCAUACCUGGCGGUCCCCGACGUACAACUAUGCCAUCUUCACCUGCCCUGCCAUCCAUGCCCACAGCAGACGGCGAGACGACGACCCCCGACCGCUGGAGGGCUGCUUCAAAGUCAAGAAGCAGUACCAUGAAAACAACGCAGUCUAAAUAUACUCCGUCACCCCGCAACGACAACCCCCCUCCGCUUCCUCCUGUUGACAUUGACUCUGCCCCCGCGCCUCAUGUCGGAUACGAGAAGUCUAAGGAAGUUAUGCAGGGGGGUCCUAACCAACAACCACAGGCAAAGCCGGGAUUUUUCAGCAGAUUAUUCGGCUAUCGAAAUAGCACAAUACCCCCGGAGGCCAAAACACAGCUAAGUGGGUUAAUAUCAGGAUCAGGAUCAGGAUCAGGAGAUUCAGCGGAUCAGUUUGGGACCAACUUACAAAACACGGCAUCACCAAGUCAGAGCCAGUCCGUUCCACCGUCAAGAGAUUCGCAACCUCCUCCCCAGCAGCAUCAUGUGAUUCAGAAGAAGUCGUCUUUCUUUAGGAGAAGGAAGAAGUCCGUAGCUGAACCACCGCUUCCGCCGCCCCCAGUGCCCUCACCGAUGGAGAUCAACCGAAUUAAAGAUCAGUCGAUCAACACGCGUGACGGUAGCCCGGUCAGUAGCUUACGCGAGAUCAUGAACCCAUAUCUGGAAAACGGCACAUCAACUAUUCCUCCUGGAUUGCUAUCCCCAAGUCAAGAAAAAUCUCUACGAAUGCGCCGAUAUGAUACCCAGGAUGGAGACAAUGUCCGUAAAUCUCGGGGAUUCUCCCCUGAUUAUGAACCAAGCCCGAGUGCUACUAUUCGAACAGUGAAAUCCACGUCAGCCUUGAGAAGUCAGGACGCUGCUCGAAGACGGACACAUAUGGAAUUUCCAACAAGGGAUCUACCGGAGCUACCUACAAAGAAGCUUGUUCAGGAACGUGAUACAACGUUCUUCCACGAUAGCAGUGAUGAAGGUGAAAAGCCGUCGGUCCCUACAAAACACGCGCAACAAAACUUGCAAAAUAGCAAAUCAUCAUCCAUGGCCACCCAGUCACGAGAAGAGUUGGAAGAGGCCGGAAUACGACACAAGCAUCUUAUUCGGAACGAGGACUUUAUCAAGCACGAACCAUCAUCCAACUUGUUACUCCAACAAAAUAUCAUUGAAGAAGAACAGCGAAAAUCAAUGGAUGGCCGCAAUGGGCCCAAGGGCUCACUUCAGAAGCCAGGCAACGGCUUACCUAGUGUCACAGUAGAUGGCACACAGCUCGAUCCUAAGCCAAUGGGUUCGCCUAUAGAUGAGCCCGAAGUAUCCAUAGGAGAGCCAACAGAAGAUGACCGCCAAAAGGCGCAGAAAAUAUAUGACGGAAACGAAGACUUUAUUCAGAAAGAGAAAGCAGCGGCAUGGAUGGGAGAAGAAGGCCUCGUGAGACAGAGAACCUUGCGAGCGUAUAUCGAGCUCUACGACUUCGCCAACCAAAGCGUGCUCGUUGCUUUGCGACAAAUAUGCAGUCGCCUUAUUCUCAGAGCAGAGACGCAGCAAGUGGACCGAAUCCUAGUUGCCUUCUCAAGUCGAUGGUGUGAUUGCAAUCCAAAUCACGGUUUUAAGUCAAUGGAUGUAAUCCAUACGAUGUGUUACUCUAUUAUGCUUCUUAAUACCGAUCUGCAUCUCGCAGAUAUCGACCAGAAGAUGACCAGAAGUCAGUUUGUGAAGAAUACAAUGACAACAAUCAAGCAUGCACUAGCCGACUCUGCUCCUGAGAUUUUCGACCGCGCGAGUAUCCUACCCGGGAAGAAUAGUCUUCUCAGUCCCGGAGAUUCGGAAAUGAAUCAGAUGUUUGAUGCAGAACAACCCGAGCGACCUAGUUGGAGAACUUCGUUCAAGCCGCUCCCUCGGCCAGACUCGUCAAUGGGUAACUAUUUCUCAGAUGGGCCUGUCGACACCUGCGGUCCACUCGUCAAGGCACCCUUUGAAGGUUCUGCCAAGGCCUGGACCCAGCAAUUAGAGAUCGUGUUGAAGGACAUAUACGUCUCAAUUCGUGACGAGAAGCUACCGCUUUUUGGCGCAGAGACCACACAUCCACAGGGUCAUCCACAAAACAGCCUCUCGGUUAUGAGUAUGCUAAAACGUAGUCCGAGCGUACUUUCCAAGGCGCCGUCUGAAGGCCAUAUUACUUCUCGUGGAAGGAUUAAUGAUUCGUCCCGCAACCUUGGAGGGAGUAGAUGGAAUUCGAAGAGUCGAUCAAGGCCAAGAUUUCCUGGUAAUGGAAUGUCGUCAAGCCGUACUAGUUUUGAGGAUGGCAACUCGGUCUGGAGCCCUACUACUUCGUCUGCUACAUGGAGCCGUUAUUCGUUGGGUAGGACCCAAACGUCAAUAUCCAUGGACUCCUUCAGCUCCUACCCAUACGGCGGCGAAUUCCAACAAUCCAUUGGAUUCGCCAAUGCACUAAGUCAAGCGAUAAUACGCGAAGAUAUUCCGCCCGGAACUAGUGGUGGGCAGUCGGUCGUAAGCGAUGAUGCUCAGCAUUCGCCCAUGCUGGAGGAUGAAUCGCUCGAGCUUAUUGGUGCGCCCUGGGUCAAGGAGGGCAUGGUUACCCAUAAGCAUCACCUCGAUGGCAUGGACAAAAAAGCCAAAGAACGAAACUGGGCCGAGGUGUUUGCAGUCGUCCAAAAGGGAUCCAUGAGCCUAUUUUCGUUCUCCACCAAGUCCAUGCGCCAAAAGGCCCGCACUGGCCGCAAACAUACUCCUGGUGCUGUUGUCGGCGGCGGGAACUGGCAGGAAAAUGCAACUAGCGUCGGCAACUUUUCUCUGCGCCAAACACUCGCAUCCUCUCUGCCCUCGCCUGGCUACUCCCGCAGUCGCCAAAAUGUGUGGGCUCUCAGUCUACCAACGGGUGCCGUGCAUCUUUUCCAAGUCGGUACCCCCGAGAUCGCACAGGAGUUCGUUCUCACCGUCAACUACUGGAGUGCGCGACUCAGCACACAUCCGCUAGUUGGAGGCGUCAGCAAUAUAGAAUAUGGCUGGAGCGAUAACAUUAUCAAUGAUGCUCUGAUCGUUCCCCUGGGUGAUCUACCACCGCCGCGCCCGGGCAGCGCAGCAGCAAGUCGCUCCAGCAUGCACAGUCGUCAAGGAAGUCUACAGAAUAGCCUUCGUUCCUCCUUUGACGUCGGUAGCGCCUCGCGCACAAAGCUGCCGGGCGAUCGAAUCCACAUUGCUGAGUGGAAAGCACCAGCGCAAUCACUGCGUCCCAGCAAUCUCUCGGAGCCCGAACAGCUAGAAAUGCUCGAGGCUUAUGUCAAGUCCCUCGAAGAGGAUUUGCAAAAACACAACCAACUUCGAUCCCCCAUGCUCCUGGCUUUUACGCCUCGUGGUCAUAACGCUGGCAAGGCGAUGGCGAACUGGGAGCGGAAGAGCGACUAUCUACUGCGAGAGAUCGUCAAGUUCAGGACCUACGUUGAUUGCUUACAUCAUGCCAAAACAAAACGAGAGGAGGUUUACGCGGAGCGUGAGGUGGCGGAACGCAACGCUCAAGAAGAAGAACAAAGUGACGCAGAGAGCGUGUACAGUACGAAGGAGGAAGGGGUGAAGAUUCAGGUUCAACAAACCUAAUAAGCCUAUCUACACUCACAAAGGGCUCAUGUUGCUUUGAACCUCGGAACUAUACAUUUUAGGUACCCAUCUACUUGGUAGGUACUUUACCAUACAUUGGGUUCUGUUUGAAAUUCGACAUCGAUGAGUCGGACGUAUGAAAACUGCCGUGGGUAGGUACACAACAAAGGUGGAUGAACAUCGAAAGGUUUUGCUUUGUAAUAUACAAGAUGACAGGGAUAGCUUGAUACCCACAAACUUGCGCUCUGUUCUUUGUUGCUAUGCUGUAUGCAGUAUGUGUACACCUACGUAUUGCAGAUAAAUAAUGAAUAAUGCCUAGGCGGCAUAGAAACCUCUAGGACUGGAAGUUUUGGGGAUUCAAUAAUAGCACUCUAUGUCUGAGUUUUAUGAGAUUACAGUUGCACGAAUUAAUUAUGAAUAAAUCGGGAUGUUAAUCACCUGGGCAUUCAGAAAGGCGAAAGCAAAGUCACUUGUCA